Messenger RNA from Dipodomys ordii (Ord's kangaroo rat), 2876 nucleotides. It is a transcript of the gene Rhbdf1, whose product is annotated as rhomboid 5 homolog 1 (Drosophila). Gene Ontology annotation, biological process: regulation of protein secretion; regulation of epidermal growth factor receptor signaling pathway. Gene Ontology annotation, cellular component: endoplasmic reticulum membrane. Lineage: Eukaryota; Metazoa; Chordata; Mammalia; Rodentia; Heteromyidae. The record is from RefSeq and is a predicted model, not a curated record. The transcript is spliced from 17 exons. Gene Ontology annotation, molecular function: serine-type endopeptidase activity. Bases 93 to 2735 code for a protein of 880 amino acids.
CUCCGCCACAUCUCCCAGACCGCAGCCAAAAGCCCUCUGUGGCUGCUGCUCUCCAUGCUCUCCAGCAUGUCAGGCCUUCUCCUCCUGGAACCAUGAGCGAGGCCCGGAGGGAUGGCACAAGCAGCCUGCAGCGCAAGAAGCCCCCCUGGCUCAGGCUGGACAUCCCGGCUGUGGUGCCCCUGGCGGCAGAGGAGCCCGGCCUCCUGCAGCCCCUCCGGCGCCAGGUUUACCUGCGGAGUGUGAGUAUGCCGGCCGAGACGGCCCACGUCCCCCCCCUCUACCCCGAGCCUCGGCGGCCUGCGCUGCAGCGGCAGACGUCCAUCACACAGACCAUCCGCAGGGGCACGGCUGACUGGUUUGGAGUGAGCAAGGACAGCGACAGCACCCAGAAGUGGCAGCGCAAGAGCAUCCGCCACUGCAGCCAGCGGUACGGCAGGCUGAAGCCCCAGGUCCUCCGGGAGCUGGACUUGCCCAGCCAGGACAAUGUGUCGCUGGCCAGCACGGAGACCCCACCCCCACUGUAUGUGGGCCCAUGCCAGCUGGGCAUGCAGAAGAUCAUCGACCCUCUGGCCCGGGGCCGGGCCUUCCGCCUGGCGGACGACGCUGCCGAUGGCCCGAGUGUCCCCCACACCCCCAUCACCCCUGGAGCUGCCUCCCUCUGCUCCUUCUCCAGUUCCCGCUCAGGUUUCAACCGGUUUCCUCGGCGGCGCAAGCGCGAGUCCGUGGCCAAGAUGAGCUUCCGGGCAGCGGCGGCACUGGUGAAGGUUGGUGGGGGCCGAGGAUGGAGCCGGGGCGGGGGCAGCUGCCGGGUCCUACGGUGGCCUCCUCGCCCCCAGGGUCGCGCGGUCAGGGAGGGCACCCUGCGCCGGGCCCAGCGUCGCAGCUUCACUCCGGCCAGCUUCCUGGAGGAGGACACGGCAGACUUCCCCGAGGAGCUGGACACAUCCUUCUUUGCCCGGGAAGGUGUCCUUCAUGAGGAGCUGUCCACCUACCCCGAUGAGGUGUUUGAGUCCCCUUCAGAGGCGGCGCUCCAGGACUGGGAGAAAGUCUCGGAGCAGGCAGAACUCACCGGUGGGGCCCUGGGUCGCACUGAGCUUGAGCGGAGCCAUUUGAUGCUGCCCCUGGAGCGAGGCUGGCGGAAGCAGAAAGAGGGUGGCGCCCUGGCCACACAGCCCAGGGUGAGGCUUCGGCAGGAGGUGGUGAGCCCCGCAGGGCCCAGGAGGGGCCAGCGCAUCGCCGUGCCCGUGCACAAGCUCUUCGCCAGGGAGAAGCGGCCCUACGGGCUGGGCAUGGUGGGGCGGCUCACCAACCGCACCUACCGCAAGCGCAUCGACAGCUAUGUCAAGCGCCAGAUCGAGGACAUGGAUGACCACAGGCCCUUCUUCACCUAUUGGCUUACCUUCGUCCACUCACUGGUCACCAUCCUAGCUGUGUGCAUCUACGGCAUUGCGCCGGUGGGCUUCUCGCAGCACGAGACAGUGGACUCGGUGCUCCGGAACCGUGGUGUCUAUGAGAACGUCAAGUACGUGCAGCAGGAGAACUUCUGGAUCGGCCCCAGCUCGGAGGCCCUCAUCCACCUGGGUGCCAAGUUCUCACCCUGCAUGCGCCAGGACCCGCAGGUCCACAGCUUCAUCCACGCGGCCCGGGAGCGGGAGAAGCACUCAGCCUGCUGUGUGCGCAACGACAGGUCUGGCUGCGUGCAGACCUCCGAGGAGGAGUGCUCGUCCACUCUGGCAGUGUGGGUGAAGUGGCCCAUCCAUCCCAGUGCUCCAGACCUUGCUGGCCACAAGAGGCUGUUUGGCUCUGUCUGCCACCAGGACCCCAGGGUGUGUGACGAGCCCUCCUCCGAGGACCCACACGAGUGGCCAGAAGACAUCACCAAGUGGCCGAUUUGCACCAAAAACAGUGCUGGGAACCACACCAACCACCCACACAUGGACUGCGCCAUAACCGGCCGGCCCUGCUGCAUUGGCACCAAGGGCAGGUGUGAGAUCACCUCCCGUGAGUACUGUGACUUCAUGAGGGGGUACUUCCAUGAGGAGGCCACACUCUGCUCUCAGGUCCACUGCAUGGAUGAUGUGUGCGGCCUCCUUCCCUUCCUCAACCCAGAGGUGCCUGAUCAGUUCUACCGCCUGUGGCUCUCUCUCUUCCUGCACGCCGGGGUCCUGCAUUGCUUGGUGUCUGUCUGCUUCCAGAUGACGGUCCUGCGCGACCUGGAGAAGCUGGCAGGCUGGCACCGCAUAGCCAUCAUCUACUUGCUGAGCGGUGUCACCGGAAACCUGGCUAGUGCCAUCUUCCUGCCGUACCGGGCAGAGGUGGGCCCGGCCGGCUCCCAGUUUGGAAUCCUGGCCUGCCUCUUCGUGGAGCUCUUCCAGAGUUGGCAGAUCUUGGCGCGACCGUGGCGUGCCUUCUUUAAGCUGCUGGCUGUGGUGCUCUUCCUCUUCGCUUUUGGGCUGCUGCCUUGGAUCGACAACUUUGCCCACAUCUCAGGCUUCGUCAGCGGCCUCUUCCUUUCCUUUGCCUUCCUGCCGUACAUCAGUUUCGGCAAGUUCGACCUGUACCGAAAGCGCUGCCAAAUCAUCAUCUUUCAAGCAGUGUUCCUGGGCCUGCUGGCUGGCCUGGUGGUCCUCUUCUACUUCUACCCCGUCCGCUGUGAGUGGUGUGAGUUCCUCACCUGCAUCCCCUUCACGGACAAGUUCUGUGAGAAGUAUGAGCUGGACGCUCAGCUCCACUGAGCGGCCACGGGCCCCAGGCCACACCGCUCACCUCACAGAGCAGCCUGCUCUGUGCACUUCCUCAACACAGACCUCUCCCGCCUUGUUCACGUCUGUCCAACCACUUAUAUUGCUGGGCAUUUAUUACAAUAGUUCCCAUGA